CCAAUGGGAGAGGCUGGGUGGGGCGGGGCGGCGAUGGCGGCGCGCGCGGUGCUGUGUUUGGCGGGAGCGGCGCUGUCGCUGUACGCGCUGCACGUGGAGCGGGCGCGCGCCCGGGACCCGUCCUACCGAGCCGCCUGCGACCUGGGGCCCGCCAUCUCCUGCACCCGCGUCUUCGCUUCCCGGUGGGGCCGGGGCCUGGGGCUGGUGGAGGGGCUGCUGGGCCGGGACAGCGCGGCCAACGUCCCCAACGGGGCCAUCGGGGUCCUCUUCUACCUGCUGCAGGGGCUGCUGGGGGCAGUGCCGGGGCGGGGGGCGGCAGCGGUGCUGCUGGCGACGUCGGUGGCGUCGGCGAUGGCCUCGCUGUGGCUGGCGGGGGUGCUGGCCUUCAGCCUCCACGACUUGUGCCUCGUCUGCCUCACCACCUACCUGCUCAACGGCUUCCUCCUCCUCCUCAACUGGCGCCGCUGGCGGCGGCUCCGCCACCUCAAAACCGCCUGAAACGCACCCAAAAAUGUCGGGGGGGGGGGACACGGGGACACCCCCAUGGCUGGGGGUGCCCCUCCCUCUCCCCCUGUCCCCCCAAACAUGGCAGUUGUGAGCCAGGGA
Molecule: messenger RNA, 606 nt
Organism: Grus americana (Whooping crane)
Lineage: Eukaryota; Metazoa; Chordata; Aves; Gruiformes; Gruidae
Gene: VKORC1
Product: vitamin K epoxide reductase complex subunit 1
Exons: 3
Coding region: 4-498 (164 amino acids)
Biological process (GO): peptidyl-glutamic acid carboxylation; vitamin K metabolic process
Molecular function (GO): vitamin-K-epoxide reductase (warfarin-sensitive) activity
Source: RefSeq, a predicted model, not a curated record